AUGAUUGUCGAUUUGGCGCGGAGUGGAGCAAGACCGUGCGAUAUCUCAAGAAAGCUUUGCGUUUCCAACGGGUGCGUCUCAAAGAUACUAUGCCGAUACUAUGAAUCCGGUAGCAUACGACCAAGAGCCAUUGGCGGUUCAAAACCUCGCGUUGCAACCGGUGGUGUUGUGUCAAAGAUUGAAGCCUACAAGCGGGAGCAACCUUCGAUUUUCGCGUGGGAGAUCCGCGAUCGGCUUCUUACCGACGGCAUCUGUUCUCCAGAUACCAUCCCAUCGGUCUCUUCAAUCAAUCGAGUACUUCGCACUCUUGCCGCUCGAAAAGAACAACAAGCCAUGCAAACCGAAUUUUACGCCGGACUACGGUAUCCUUCCUCGCAGUGGUAUGGACAGUGGCCCGUACAAAUGACGGGCGUCAUGCAACUUCCCUUCUCUCAGCAGAAUCCGAUGGAAACGAAAAAGGAGAGCGAGGAUUUUCUAUCGAGAGAUGAGGAUCAAAAGCCACCAAACGACCCCGACGAGGACGUGGCCGCACGCAUGCGCCUCAAGCGCAAGCUACAGCGAAACCGAACAUCCUUCAGCCAAGAGCAGAUUGAGGCCCUAGAGAAAGAAUUUGAGCGAACCCACUACCCUGAUGUGUUCGCGCGCGAGCGAUUAGCUCAGAAGAUCGGGCUUCCGGAAGCGCGGAUACAGGUAUGGUUCUCGAACCGACGAGCAAAAUGGAGACGCGAGGAAAAGCUUCGCAGCAAGCGACCUGGAUGUGUUGAACCAUCACUUGGAAAUGGUACUCCUCAACCCCCACCAUCCGGCAGUACCCCAAGCGGAUCAUCGUUGGGUGCUCAACCCCUAGGAGGAUCCCCAGCUUCUGUCACGCAAAACUUCGUCUCCGCCAACCCCGGGCAAAUGUACGUCAGCAACCUGGCGCACGACCCCUAUGGCUUUACGUUUGCAAACGUUGGUAUGCCACCACAGCCGCCUACGGAUUUCGGGCCUUAUCAUCAUAUGUUUUCGGCCGCGCGCUAUGACCCAGCUUCGUUCCAUCCAUACGCCCGCUCGAUGAAUUCAUCUGUGACCAAUCAACCAUUUUCCACGACCGCGAUGAGCAUGUCGACGGCUAAUUCUUUGGCUCAAUCUACUGUUCAAGACCUUGGCCUCGGACUCCCCGUCUCUGCCGUGCUGAACUCGUUGGAGAUGGGCACUGCUCCGCCCGGAAUGCACGCCGAACUACCGGUCGACUCUCACCAGCCAUCGGCCCAAUACUGGACCCAG
This is a messenger RNA of Mesorhabditis spiculigera, 1266 nucleotides long. Lineage: Eukaryota; Metazoa; Nematoda; Chromadorea; Rhabditida; Rhabditidae. The record is from the annotation of a GenBank genome assembly.